CGGGACCGACGGGAGGGCGGGACCGGGCCUGCGCGCGGCGCCGGGCGGAGCUGCCCUGGAACUUGCAGCCCACCCUGGCCCAGUCCGGGCGUGGCUGGCCGGACGAGCCAUGCACGCGGGGAGAGACGGGCUCUUGGCCGCGGGGAUUCUCGGUGUGGCCUGUCUGGUGCUCCAUUUGGACUUCAUCAGCUGUGUUUCCCAGCCGAUAUACGGAACUGUAAACAUGAGCGUAACUUUGUACACAUCGGGCUCUAUACCCAUUAAAGAGAUAAUGUGGAGAAAAAAAAAAGAUAAAGUCGUAGAAUGGGAUGAAGAAUUCUUAAAGCCCAGAGCAUACCCACCGUUUGUAGAUAGGGUUCAUCUGGACGUCACAUCAGGAAACCUUACCAUCUUCAAUCUAACAUCAUCGGAUGAAGAGGACUAUGAAGUCGAACUUUCAAGCAUUACCGAUACCAAGUUCACCCUUUACGUGAUUGAGCCUCUUCCAUUUCCAACACUAAAUUGCACAUUCACUGCCGAAAACAUUAUAGUCCGCUGCAGGAUCCCGGAAACCUACAGCAGCCAUAUAAACCUUAUAAAGUACUCCUGGAAUUGCUUCUCGGAACAGUGUCAAAAUAGCACCAAUUCAUCUGAAGUUUCUAUUAAGAGGGAGAGUGAUCUCUCACAGGAAAUACAGUGUAUCAUCAGUAAUCCGUUGUCCAAACAGGCAUCAUCACUGGUUUUAGCAACCUGUGUCCCAGAUAAUUCAAGGCACAGGUUUGUGAUUAUAACAGCAGUGUUAUUUGUGGUGAUACUGGCAGUGUUUGUAUUGCUGUAUAGAAGAGAUUUUGUGAAACGUGGUGGAGAAAGAGACAGAACUGAGAAAGAAGCCAUAAAUGACAGGAAUUCUGACCCCAGGAGCCGGUUGCACCCCGCCCCAUAGCAGAGGAACCAAACAGGGCUCUUGUUUGGCUCCAGCUGACUGGUGCUUCAAGAUCAAACCAAGUGUACAGUAACUAAGUUAUUUAAGUAACGAAAAGCCAUCUGGCUUACCAUUGAAGUUUGACAUCAUUUUCGAGGAAAUUGUGGAAUCCUAACCUGAA
This is a messenger RNA of Herpailurus yagouaroundi (jaguarundi), 1082 nucleotides long. RefSeq names its product CD58 molecule (gene CD58). The coding region runs from base 110 to 922 and encodes 270 amino acids. Gene Ontology annotation, cellular component: cell surface; membrane. Gene Ontology annotation, molecular function: signaling receptor binding. Lineage: Eukaryota; Metazoa; Chordata; Mammalia; Carnivora; Felidae. The record is from RefSeq and is a predicted model, not a curated record. The transcript has 7 exons.